Molecule: messenger RNA, 3787 nt
Organism: Peromyscus eremicus (cactus mouse)
Lineage: Eukaryota; Metazoa; Chordata; Mammalia; Rodentia; Cricetidae
Gene: Nlgn1
Product: neuroligin 1
Exons: 4
Coding region: 1-2001 (666 amino acids)
Biological process (GO): chemical synaptic transmission; modulation of chemical synaptic transmission; postsynaptic membrane assembly
Cellular component (GO): synapse; cell surface; postsynaptic specialization membrane
Molecular function (GO): signaling receptor activity; neurexin family protein binding
Source: RefSeq, a predicted model, not a curated record
AUGUCAACCAUUUAUUUUGCAGAUAUCCGGGACAGUGGGGGUCCCAAGCCAGUGAUGGUGUAUAUCCAUGGUGGCUCUUACAUGGAAGGCACUGGAAAUCUAUAUGAUGGGAGUGUCUUGGCAAGCUAUGGCAAUGUGAUAGUCAUCACAGUCAACUAUCGGCUUGGGGUACUUGGCUUCUUGAGCACAGGGGAUCAGGCUGCCAAAGGAAACUACGGGCUCCUUGACCUCAUCCAGGCUCUAAGAUGGACUAGCGAGAACAUUGGGUUCUUUGGUGGUGACCCCUUGCGAAUCACUGUGUUUGGAUCAGGCGCUGGGGGUUCAUGUGUCAAUCUGCUGACUUUAUCCCAUUAUUCUGAAGGUAACCGUUGGAGCAAUUCAACCAAAGGACUUUUUCAACGAGCAAUAGCUCAGAGUGGAACAGCCCUUUCCAGCUGGGCUGUUAGUUUCCAGCCUGCAAAAUAUGCUAGAAUGCUGGCCACAAAGGUUGGUUGCAAUGUGUCAGACACAGUAGAGUUAGUGGAAUGUCUGCAGAAGAAGCCUUACAAAGAACUUGUUGAUCAAGAUGUUCAACCAGCCCGAUACCACAUAGCCUUUGGACCUGUGAUUGAUGGUGAUGUAAUACCGGAUGAUCCUCAGAUACUGAUGGAACAAGGAGAGUUCCUCAACUAUGAUAUAAUGUUAGGAGUUAACCAAGGAGAAGGGUUGAAGUUUGUUGAAAAUAUAGUAGAUAGUGAUGAUGGUAUAUCAGCCAGUGAUUUUGACUUUGCUGUUUCUAAUUUUGUUGAUAAUUUAUAUGGAUAUCCUGAAGGCAAAGAUGUUUUGAGAGAAACCAUUAAAUUCAUGUAUACUGACUGGGCUGAUCGCCAUAACCCUGAAACUAGAAGGAAGACGUUAUUGGCUUUGUUUACGGACCAUCAAUGGGUAGCACCUGCUGUGGCUACAGCAGACCUUCACUCAAACUUUGGUUCACCUACAUACUUCUAUGCCUUUUAUCAUCAUUGCCAAACAGAUCAAGUUCCAGCUUGGGCUGAUGCAGCUCAUGGAGAUGAGGUUCCCUAUGUGUUGGGAAUCCCCAUGAUUGGCCCUACAGAGUUGUUUCCUUGCAAUUUCUCCAAGAAUGAUGUGAUGUUGAGUGCAGUGGUAAUGACAUAUUGGACGAAUUUUGCUAAAACAGGUGACCCAAAUCAACCAGUUCCUCAAGACACAAAAUUCAUUCAUACCAAACCCAACCGCUUUGAAGAAGUAGCAUGGACCAGAUAUUCCCAGAAAGACCAACUUUAUCUCCAUAUUGGAUUAAAACCAAGAGUCAAAGAGCAUUACAGAGCCAAUAAGGUAAAUCUCUGGUUGGAGCUGGUACCUCAUCUGCAUAAUCUCAAUGACAUUUCUCAGUAUACCUCGACAACAACUAAAGUGCCAUCGACAGACAUCACUCUCAGACCUACAAGGAAAAAUUCCACGCCUGUGACAUCAGCCUUUCCUACUGCCAAACAGGAUGAUCCCAAACAACAACCCAGUCCCUUCUCAGUGGAUCAGAGGGACUACUCCACAGAGCUGAGCGUCACCAUUGCAGUGGGGGCAUCUUUGCUGUUUCUGAACAUCUUGGCCUUCGCAGCCCUGUACUACAAGAAGGAUAAGAGGAGACAUGAUGUCCACCGGAGGUGCAGCCCUCAGCGCACAACCACCAAUGACCUGACCCAUGCUCCAGAAGAAGAAAUCAUGUCCCUCCAAAUGAAGCACACUGACUUGGAUCAUGAGUGUGAGUCCAUCCAUCCACACGAGGUGGUUCUUCGGACCGCCUGCCCCCCAGAUUAUACCCUAGCGAUGAGGAGGUCACCUGAUGAUGUUCCUUUAAUGACACCUAACACCAUCACAAUGAUUCCCAACACUAUACCAGGGAUUCAGCCCUUACACACAUUCAACACAUUUACUGGAGGACAGAACAAUACACUGCCCCAUCCCCACCCCCAUCCCCAUUCACAUUCAACAACCAGGGUAUAGCCAGAUGAGAGAGACAAACUGAUUUUUUUUCUGAUGGAGUACAGUAAAAGAUUAUUGAAGAUUCCUUGGCUUUCAACUUGGAAGACUCUCACUAUUUAACUAAGGAGGAAUAUUAUGUGAAUAUACAUAUCAAGAACUUUGGGGGUUUUGAAAAAUGAAUUGUAUAUAGAUAUACACACAAAUCAACUUUAAAAAACAAAUUUCAAUUGCUUGAAGCAAUUGUUCUGAAUGAUACUUUUUCAUUCACAUUCAAGAAUUAAUUUGUUGAAGAUUUAAGUUGCAUACUGGAGUUAGGCAUGUGGAACACCAAACAGGAAAGUACUGUGUCUGAAAUACUUAAAAAAAAAACAAAAAUAAAAACAAAAAUAAAAUCAACUAUGAAUAUGCACAAGGGACACACCAAUGGAAUGUCAGAUAAUUUCCGUCAGUUUUCAUUUGGAACCCUUUAAUUGUGUAGACCAUAUUUGCAUAAGUACACAGAGCACUGAUGCUGUUAAUGACAUAGCAAAGGCUCAUGCCGACAAUUGCCAGUAAAACAAAGAAGUUUAAAGACUGGCAGGUACAACGUUAUCACAUAAGUGCUGUCAGUACUAAGUCGUGGGGAUCAAGGAGACUGGAUAUUUUUAGCACGAUGUGCAUGAUAAUUUAUAUGCUUGGUGGCUGUGCUGCUGAUUAAGCCGUAAUUAAAAUUCUUCUCAUCCCAUUGGAGUUUUUAAUAGGAGCUUCCUCCAUCAAUUGGCAGAACCCAAAGAAGAUUUUAUAAGGGGCAAAAGUAAUUACAAUACAAUAAUUCGCAGUAGUUUCAAUAAUAGAGGGAAUAGUUAUUAAAGUCUAUGGAGAAACUAUAGGUACAGUGGUGAAUAUUCACUGAUAUGAAUCCCAGAAAAUUUCCUAUGAGUUUAAUGUUCUUCUCACUCCCAUAUAAGUAAUUUAUAGAAAUACACUCUAAUUGGACACGUGUUAGCUGUGGAUCUAUAAUUUGCUGCAGGUUUCUUACUCUGAAGUUUGUCCCUUUGGUAAGGUGAAGUGCCACAGUUUUUCAGGGUGUAAGGAUGCCCCAAUAGUACUGCUCUGAUUACAGUCCUCAGUUAAUUGAGUUACUCAUGUUGCAUGACAAAAUGUUUACUACUACUAAUUCAAUAUAAAGUUCAGUCCCUCUUCACUCUGCUUCUCUUUCUCACUGAGGUUCACUUGACUUUCCUCAUGAGAUCUCAGUAGAGGACAACGUAGGUACAGAACCUAGGGGGGUCAACAGCUAGAGGGUUUGUCUUUCACACAUGUGCAAUUUCAAUGAAUUAUCUAAGACCACAGGAAACUCUGAAUCCCCUGUUGUUUACCAGUAAUCUCAGUAUACCACAGACCUUUCCAAAUGUUUGUAUAUGUAAUCAGAUGUACAUUUAUAUUAAAAAUUGAGAUGGACUUAAAGAGCACAUCCUGAUAAAUGAUUUCUCUCUUAUCUGUACUAUAUUUCUAUUAGACUAAAGUUAUGUGAUUUUUUUUUACCUUUUUUCAGAUGACUAGCAAUUUUGAUAGUUUGUAAGAUAACGCAAAGGACUUUCUCUGACUAACUGAAGUAACAGAAACCUUUCUUUCCAGCUACUCUUUUUCAAGAAUUGAAAGCUUAUUAUACAAAAGAAAACACUUGUAUACUACUUGAUGGGAAGGACUUUGUGUAUCUAUCUCGACCACAUCAGUGGUCCUAUGGUGAAAUAAAGAUAAUCUGGAUAAUGAUGAUUAGUCAAAUGCUAAGAGACAUGGUCUUUGCUCAUUAAAGAGCUAAAAUGUU